UUGUAUAAAUUUUCAUCCUUUCAGAAAACUAAAAAUUCUUUCAACCGUGUUGGGACUGGCUUCAAACCUCGGCCGAUUAGCGAAUGUUCUGAUGCGCUUGCGUCUUUAACGCAGUCAUCUGGCUCUAAUCGGUCUACAUUUGGCACUUCAGCACUCGAGAGUCUGCCUCCUGAAUGUUUGUUUCAUAUUCUGUCUAAUCUGAACUCACCGCAGGAUCUUGCUACAGCAUCUUUAGCCUCUCCAACUCUCUCUAUCCUAGUUGAAGAUGAAAAUUUUUGGCGUCGAAUGAGCCUCCUACACUUUACUCCCUCCCAGCUUUCAGCAGUUUUCUAUGGUCGACCCAGUUGGCGCGAUGAGCAUGAGAGGCCAAAGCAGUUAAAUCACUUAAAUCAUGAAACUUCAACGGCUGCUGAUGUCGUAGGUGUUUCAGGGACGCCUAGUGAUGAAAAUGUCAGGACAGUCAAUUGUGAGAGAACUCGUAUGUCUUUAGAUGAUUGCAACUGGCGUCGAGCUUAUACCCGUCUCAUCCGGCGAUAUGGCGACCAACACAUGUACUCAGCAAAACUUGCAGUUUGUGAAAAUUGUUCCUGUCUUUUCUGGCCAGUAGGUCCUCUAAUAAUUUUAAAUGAUCUGGAAUAA
Messenger RNA from Protopolystoma xenopodis, 639 nucleotides. Lineage: Eukaryota; Metazoa; Platyhelminthes; Monogenea; Polystomatidea; Polystomatidae. The record is from the annotation of a GenBank genome assembly.